This is a messenger RNA of Lactuca saligna, 970 nucleotides long. The record is from the annotation of a GenBank genome assembly. NCBI's taxonomy places the organism in Eukaryota, Viridiplantae, Streptophyta, Magnoliopsida, Asterales, Asteraceae.
CCCGCCUUGUGUUCUUUUCUCCCUUGUUUUCACCAGUCGAAAAUCCCUUCUCCUUAUAAGCCCUAUGUUCGAUUGACGCCGAAGCAGGAACUAUUCUUGCUAGGGCUUUUUUCAAGAACAAAGCUCUCGGUGUUCUCUGGCCUCUACAACAAUCAUCGAUCAUGACUGUGCUUGAAUAGUUGAAUGUACCGCUUUCUCAACACGCUUUCUUGCUCGUAUCUGUCUCUGAUUAUCCCUCAUGACUUCCACGUACAAACAUUAUCGAUCAUGAAACGUCUUCAAGGUAAUUGUCAUUCUCCCUCUUCUUCUCUAUUCUCUUUUGUUACGGCCGAGCAACCUACCGCCUCCACUACCGCCAUCACACCCUUCUACUAUGCUCUUCUUCCAUCACUCUAUGAGGAAAAACCUAAAACCUUCUAUCGCCAUCACAUCGAUGCUUCACCUACUGAAUCAAUAGUUACGACAACUACCUCGUCAUCCAACGAUCCCAAGCAAAACCUAAACCAAGUCAUCAAUUCAAUUCAGAAAACCCUAGGAACCAUCCAUCGGCUCUGCCUCACUGACUCUUCCUUCAAUGUUUCCUCCCAACUCCCGCUUCGAUAAGGGAGGAGGCGACGGCGGAUAUGAUUCCAAUGAUAGCAAGGGGUUUAGCUCUGGUCCUCCGGAUUAUGGACAAAAGCCUUAUUCAACCACUGUUGUAUCUUCUGCUUAUGGUUAUGGCAACCCAAGUAAAAAUAUCAACAUCCCAAAUGGAAGGGUAGGUGUGAUAAUUGAUCCUAAUUCACUCACCCGAACUGUAGAGCUAACAGGUACUUCAGAAUCAAUAGCAAAGGCUGAGAAGUUGAUUAAGGAUGUGCUUGCUGAGGCCGAGUCAGGCAGUUCUGGCAUAGUUUCUAGAAGAAUGCCUGGUUGGUCUUAUUAUUGGUAAAGGGGGGAGACCAUAACGAAUAUGCAAGCCAGUACAGGAGCU